Molecule: messenger RNA, 1169 nt
Organism: Acaulospora morrowiae
Lineage: Eukaryota; Fungi; Glomeromycota; Glomeromycetes; Diversisporales; Acaulosporaceae
Source: the annotation of a GenBank genome assembly
AUGGCGGCCCCCAUAAAUAAUCAGUCCAUUAAAACUUUUACUGGGCUUUGUAUGAAUGUGAACAAUAUGAUAGGAAGUGGAAUAUUUUCUACAUCUGGUCUUAUUUGGUAUUUAACUGGAAGUGGUGGAAUGACCUUAUGUUUAUACAUAAUAGGGUUUUUAUUUUCCCUGAUGGGAAGUUUUAUAUAUGUCGAGCUCGGUAGUAACAUACCCGAGUCAGGUGGUGAACAACGCUAUCUAGAAAGAUCAUUCCCGAAUCCCAAUAGACUUAUCGGAUAUAUAUUUAGUUUCUGUACUAUUACCGGUGCCAUUGUAACCGAUGUUAUUAUUGCGUCGGAAUACAUAAUUUAUGCAAAGACCAACGACACUACCACUUUAAAUCCCGAAGGAUAUACUUUAACUUUAUUAAUUAUUUCCAUAAUUGGAUUGGCGGAAAUUACAAAAAAUCCUGGCAAGCUAACUUGGAAUGCUAUGUUUUCUGGAACAAAAGGAUUGGAUAAUUUUGGUAAUUACUGUAGCUCCAUGUUACAGGUGCUAUUUGCUUAUGAGGGAUGGAAUAACCUUAAUUAUUCUUUGAGUGAAAUGAAUGAUGCACCUAGAAGGCUUAAAAUUUCUAACCCAUUUAGCGUUGUUCUAGUAAGCAUAUUAUAUAUACUUGGCAUUCUUUCCUUUAUAACGAUAGUGGAUCAUGAUGAGGCACACAGAGGCACUUAUAAAGAGAUCAUGAGUGCAACAAUAGGUGAUGUCAUUGAUUUUAGACGCGGGCUUUCGAUUCUGAUUGCACUAUCUUCAAUUGGGGCUUCUGCUUCCAUGGUUUGGAGUGGUUCUAGGAUUAUUGCCUCCGCUGCCGAUAGCGAUUUCAUUCCCUACUUCUCUCCGCUCUUAAGAGAAUUUUUAAAUGGUCCAAAUAUCAUCAUAAGGAUCUUAGGAAAUCCCAAUGGAAAUAACGUAGACGGUCGUCAUGACGCUCCCAUUGUACUCAUAACUAUGACUCAGUAUUCAGCUCUCAUAUUCUUCGGCCUCAGUGCUUUGGGUUUGUUGGUCUUAAGGAACAGGAGACAACUUCGUAAUGACCUAUUUAAAGUUCCAGAAAUUAUAGUUUAUUUAUUUUUGGCAAUAACGGCAAUUAUCUGUAUCGGGGCUUUUGUGCCAGCGGAAACUGCCGAUUC